GGACAGCAGUUCCGCAUUCCUGAGCCCUCACAGACAAGACCAGUACUUAAACGGGCUGAUGCAACGGCUUCACUUAGUCCCAAAACCUACAUCCGACUCCUCACUCCCGCACCGUCACCUCUAUUACUGCGGAUUUUUGGACGCACAACAGCGUCCAAACACAGUUGCAUCAUUGACAGAAGACGACUGACAAGUUUCCUCUGACGGCGGUGGUGGCCGUGUCGGACAUGAUGCCGGGACAGAUACCUGACCCUUCGCUGGCGGCAGGCUCCCUGCCCUGCCUGGGCCCGCUGGCGGGCAUCUCGGCCACCACACUCACUGACCAGCUCAAGCUGGCCGACUUCCGCCAGCUGGGUACUAUGCUGUCCCCGCUGCAUUUCCUGGGGAGGCUGGGGAAGAGGCCGCUGGCCAUCAAGACAGAGAUGGAUGAAGACGAGGAAAGGAGGAAACGGAGACGAGAGAAAAACAAGGUAGCAGCAGCCAGAUGCCGAAACAAAAAGAAGGAACGGACUGACUUCCUUCAAAGGGAAUCGGAGCGUCUGGAGAUGGUGAACUCGGACCUGAAGGCCCAGAUCGAGGAGCUCCGUCUGGAGAGGCAGCAGCUAAUGGUGAUGCUCAAUCUCCACCGGCCCACCUGCAUCGUGAGGACCGACAGCGUCAAAACACCCGAGAGCGAGGCCAACCCCCUGCUGGAGCAGCUGUCCACCGACGCCAAAUGAAAACCAGGAAACCAGGGACGUGGAGUCCCUGACGCCCAAACUAGCACCACCAUGGCAGCCAUUUAAGUGAAAACACAACUGCCAAUACAUUUCUAAACAAGCACUUGAGCUCCACGCUGAAGACUUUAUGGAGACUCUGCCCAAAGACCUGAGGUUGUAGGGCUUCCUUAGUACUGCUACAUGAGCUGGCUCUGUCCAUUGGAAGACUGGAAAUACCCAGUUUCAUCUCCGCAUUAAGUGUUGUUGUUGACACCCGCUGUGCCUAGUUGUUACUUCAACCAUCUCUACAUAAAGGGACCAAUGGAAACAGUAGAGUACGACUGGAAACAACGCUGAGGAAACACACUAAUAUCAAUAUGGUGCUCUGUUACAAAAGCCCUGAGUAGAUUGUGUGGCAUUGUUUCGAUGCAGACGCCCACAAAGGCUUAGUGUUCUGCAGUUUUCCUUUGUAUGCUAGCUGAAAUAUACAGGUGUAGAGUUUUUAGAAUACAAUACUCAAUACAAGUACACCAGACAGAGUAGAGGUUUUUUUGUUUUUGUUUUUGUAAUGUUGAUUUCUAUAGCCUGCCUCGACGAUGGCAGAUACCGGUUGAUCCGAUUUGUGGUGACGCUGGCGUCAUGAAGAGCACAUAUACACAAAAUGUUUACACCCUCGUUUUUUGGACUUGUCUGUCCAUUAUUGUACUUGUUUUAUACUGCUUUGUAUACAUAAACAUAUAUGAAAUGCUUGUCAA
This is a messenger RNA of Epinephelus fuscoguttatus (brown-marbled grouper), 1453 nucleotides long. RefSeq names its product jun dimerization protein 2-like. Gene Ontology annotation, biological process: regulation of transcription by RNA polymerase II. Gene Ontology annotation, molecular function: DNA-binding transcription factor activity, RNA polymerase II-specific; RNA polymerase II cis-regulatory region sequence-specific DNA binding. Lineage: Eukaryota; Metazoa; Chordata; Actinopteri; Perciformes; Serranidae. The transcript has 5 exons. Bases 228 to 719 code for a protein of 163 amino acids. The record is from RefSeq and is a predicted model, not a curated record. Gene Ontology annotation, cellular component: nucleus.